Molecule: messenger RNA, 2223 nt
Organism: Aureobasidium musti
Lineage: Eukaryota; Fungi; Ascomycota; Dothideomycetes; Dothideales; Saccotheciaceae
Source: the annotation of a GenBank genome assembly
AUGGGCGUCUCUAUCAUAGACGCCCAGCGCGACAUCAUUCUAAAUGUGAUCCGUUCCACCACCCAAGGCCAAUGGAAAGUCUUGGUUCUCGACGACACCAGCAAGAAGCUGCUCGACAAUGUCCUACAUCCUGACGACAUCUUGAACGAGAGCAUCACCAGUAUGCCUUCUCCUGAAGCCAUUCCAACCCAGCCCUUGAAACAUAGCCUGACACACGUCUUCUGCANNGACAUUGAGAAGAUCGAGGAUCGUCGCCCAAAGAAUCCAGAUGUCGAUGCUAUCUACCUGAUCACUCCCCAGACCCACAUCGUCGACUGUGUUAUGGCCGACCUCGACCGCCGACGCUACAGGAAGACCAACUUGAUCUGGACCUCGUUACUACCUCCGCACAUGAAAGAACGUCUCGACAAGUCCUCUGUUGCCCGCGAACAGAUCACUGUCUUCCGAGUCCUCAACAUUGAUUUUUUCCCUCGCGAGUCCCACCUUGUCACCUUUCGAGACCCCUGGAGUUUCCCCAUCCUCUUUCAUCCCGCCUGCAACAAUCUUAUCCGCCAGCAUAUGGAAGAUCUCGCUCAGAAAAUCGUUGGCGUCUGUGUCGCAUUGGGCGAGUUCCCUGAUAUUCGAUAUUACCGCCCGCGCACCCCCACUCNNCACGAGGCCAGUGUGCUCUGCUCCCACCUUGCUCGUUUCGUCCAGGAGGAGCUCAACUUGUAUGCCAACUUCCACAAGGACUUCCCUCCUCCAAGCAACCGUCCUCGCGCAACUCUGUACAUCACCGAUCGAUCCAUGGACGUAGUUGCUCCCUUGCUCCACGAGUUUACCUACCAGGCCAUGGCGCACGACCUACUACCCAUCCGCGAAGGAGACAAGAUCACCUACAAGACCAUUGUCAACCAAGGGACUCCCAAGCAGGAGGAGAAGGACUACGAAAUCUCAGACAAGGACCGCAUUUGGGUUGAAACCCGUCAUCUCCACAUGAAGGACACUAUCGAGAAACUCAUGGGAGAUUUUCAGAAGUUUAUCGAUGAGAACCCGCACUUUACANAAGAGAGCGAUCCCAGCGGCAUGAACGGUCUUAAUACUAUCAAAGACAUGCUGGCUGGUCUUCCACAGUUUGAAGAGAUGAAAGGGGCUUAUUCGCUGCAUCUUGGCAUGGCCCAGGAAUGUAUGGAUCUGUUCCAGCGUCACAAGCUUCCUGACAUGGCCUCAGUCGAGCAGGUGUGUAGAUAUCGUCCUGAUAAUCAUUUUUGGCUGACCCAGUCCCUAGNNAUUCUGGCCACCAGCCUUGAUGAGGAUUAUCGGAAACCCAAACACGUGACAGAUCAAGUUGUACGGACUCUGGAUGACGAUGCAAUUGUGAUGCCUGACAGGCUUCGCUUGAUUGCGCUUUAUCUCAUCUACAAGGAUGGUCUACUUCCCGCAGAUCUCAUCAAGCUUCUGCUUCAUGCUCAACUUCCUCCUCAACAUUCCGAGAUGUUGCACAACCUUGGUCUUCUUGGAAUCCGCACGACACGAAAUCUCAAAGACUCGCGCCCACCACCAGUUCCUCUGUUUCCUCAGAAACCGCCACCGACUCUGGUCCAAGAAGAGUAUGCUCUAAGUCGAUUUGAAACAUCUCUUCAGCGGCUUCUGGACAACCAUGCAACCAACACCGUCGACGCUACUGUUUUCCCAUAUGUUAAGCCACCGAUUGAUCUAGGUGACAAUGAUAUUGGUCCUGCCCCUACGUCUCUGCGUUCAGCCAAGCCGACUUGGGCAAAGGCGAAAUCAUCCACAUCAGAACCUCGGCAACGAGUCAUUGUGUUCAUGGCAGGAGGUGCAACGUACUCGGAGAGUCGGGUGUGCUACGACAUGACGUGGCAGAGCAACAAAGAAGUGUUCUUGUUGACCAGCCAUAUGCUCACACCAGCCUUCUUCCUACGCCAGGUGGGAGAUCUUAGUACAGACAAGCGUAAGCUCGGCAUACCGGCCGAGCAACCGCCCAAGCAGGCUCCUGCUCAUCUGUUCGAGCGAGACGAUCCACCACCAGCACCACGACCAGUGCAAGCCCCGUUGAAGCCAGUCGCUCCAGCCCAGCCGCCUACCCAAGCUAUGAGCAAUACGAACCUAAGCUCGAAGCAACCAGAUGGUGCGGGGCCGGCAGCACCGGCGCAAAGUGCUUCAAAGCUCCAAAAGGAGCCGGAANAGAAGAAGCGGCACUUCUUUUCGAGCAAGAGAGGAUGA